Cyclocybe aegerita is the source of this 342-nucleotide messenger RNA. NCBI's taxonomy places the organism in Eukaryota, Fungi, Basidiomycota, Agaricomycetes, Agaricales, Hemipholiotaceae. The record is from the annotation of a GenBank genome assembly.
AUGCUCAGUGUGCGCUGCCUACCCUUCACCGAACCCACAACGAACCCCUCAGCGAAAAUGCACUUUUUCAAGUUCGCGGUCGUGUUGUCGAUUCUCGCGAUUACCCCUAAUUCCAAUGGUGUCCCGCAAGGAACCGUACCACCGGAGUUCCAAUGCAGCAGAACGUGUUACCUUUGCCCGUUUGAAUGCAAUUCCCUGUCCUAUCUGGUCGAGACUGCCCCGAACUGCUGGAGAUGCUGCUUGAAGCCUGCCGAACCCACAAUGACCACGACGAUCACGACGACCACAACAUGCACUAUGUAUGGUUAUACGCAGACUAUUGUGUACCCGACAGCGUCUUAA